Oncorhynchus tshawytscha (Chinook salmon) is the source of this 3937-nucleotide messenger RNA. RefSeq names its product EGF domain-specific O-linked N-acetylglucosamine (GlcNAc) transferase (gene eogt). Gene Ontology annotation, cellular component: endoplasmic reticulum lumen. The record is from RefSeq and is a predicted model, not a curated record. The transcript has 15 exons. The coding region runs from base 994 to 2562 and encodes 522 amino acids. Gene Ontology annotation, molecular function: protein N-acetylglucosaminyltransferase activity. NCBI's taxonomy places the organism in Eukaryota, Metazoa, Chordata, Actinopteri, Salmoniformes, Salmonidae.
GUGCAACUUGUUAACGAGCGGAGAUAGUCGUUCCCUUCCUGUAAGCUACAGAUAAUUAUAUUGUAGCUGGAUAACUAGUUAAAAUCGGAUACAAUGUGUCACUGCGCCUUAUAGUUUAUGGUGUGGUUUACAUUGUAGCAUUCAACAAAACAAUUGUGUUCUGGAUGCGCAAUGUAUUAUUUAGGUACAAUAGACGGCCAGCGACACUCCCUAAGAGAAGUCUAGACGGCUAACUUAAUAGCUUCAGGGAGCAACAUUUUACAACAGAAACGGAUGUCGUAGUUAUGUUAUCCCACAUAUAGCUUGUUGGUGUUAUUAUUCAAGGCUCUGAACUUACAUAUAGCCCACUAACAACUUGAGCAUCUUUAUGUUUUGAAGCCUUAUGGCAUUUUCCCACGGACUCAAAAGCAUCUCAGACAUUUGGCUCAUUGUUCCACCAAUAAAAGAAAAAGUCUCUCAGCGGGUGUGUAAAGCAGGCUAGGCAACUUUAUACUGUAUUUUACGUUUUGCUUUGCUCAGCAGUCUAUGGUUGUGUCAGCAUAUGCAUCAACACAUUUUCCACCAUGAAGUUUUUUUCUCUCCCCAGGACAAGCACAGAAGCAUGGGAAUAUAAUAUGAUGAUGUUAUGUGGAUAUUCUUCUAGUCUGACCUUUUUUGGUAGCUGUGUUCUCAUGGGUCACAUGUCAUACAGGUCCCGCACUUGUUUUCUCAAACAAUGGUAGGAAAAGGGUCACUAAUGUUUCCUUCACUAGGACCUCUCCUAUGUGGAGUUCAGAUCUGCCUCGGCAGGUUCCCGCACUAUGGUCUAUACCCACACGCUUGUAAACUGCAGUAUACAUCUCUAUCCUAGAUUACAGUGUAUCUGCCUCUAUUGCAAUUUCUUUCCCCAUCUCUUUCUCUGUCUCUCUUUUUUUCUCCCUCUUUCCACAGAGUUUGGGUUGUGCUGUGAGGUAAGCCAAGGCGACUCUCCCAUGUGUUUCUGUGGGACUGACUAUGCUGCUGUUGGUAGCACUGGUCAUGGUCUGUACUUACACUGUGGUAGCUGCCGAGGAGGCUGAGAACACCAGCCACAAACCACCACUCCACUACAGCAGCCUCGCGUUGCCACAGCACCAUAUCCCCUACUUCCUCCACACUAACAAGAGAGUGGCCAGGCUUUGUCGAGAGGACCCGCUCUGCCCUUUUAAAGAUGCUCUGCCGGAUGUGUCGUCCUGCUGGGGGUAUGAGAAGAACUGUGCCCCAGAGAACCGCUUUGGCUAUCCUGUCUGCACCAAGAUCGACUCUGGAUGGGCUAGCUCAGUGGAGGCAGCCCAGGAGCUGUUCUGGAAACAGGCAGACUUUGGUUAUGUCAUGGAGCGCCUCAGUGAGAUGAAGACCCUCUGCAAGGCCACCAAUCCUGGAGAUUCAUCUUUGAAAUGCUCCAGCCACACUCGCUUCUGCAGGGCGACCAAUCUGUACCUGGACCUGAGGAACCCUCGCAGGGGUCAUGAGAGGUAUAAGGAGGACUUUCUCCAGGAGGGGGAGAUUGGGGGGCGUUGCAGUCUGAACAGCCGAGCGCUGGCCGCAGAAGGAGAGCACAAGAGCCCUCUGCAGUCCUGGUAUGCUGAACUGCAGGCAUACACAGAGCUGGACUUCAACCCCACAGAUGAAGAGCACUGUGACAUCAUCAUUGAGAAACCUACUGUAUUCAUGAAGCUUGACGCAGGGGUGAACAUGUACCAUCAUUUCUGUGACUUUGUCAACCUGUACAUUUCCCAGCACAUCAACAACUCCUUCAGCAGAAACAUCAAUAUCCUCAUGUGGGAUACGAGUUUUAGUGGAUAUGGGGAUCUGUUCAGUGAGACAUGGAAGGCUUUCUCUGACUAUGACAUCAUCCAUCUGAAAACAUUUGACACUAAAAGGGUGUGCUUCAAAGAUUCCGUGUUCUCCCUGCUCCCCAGGAUGAGAUAUGGGCUGUUCUAUAACACACCUUUGAUAUCUGACUGCUACAGUGAAGGGAUGUUCAGGGCCUUCUCCCAGCAUGUUCUAUAUCGACUCAGCGUUCCACAGGAUGGACCCAUGGAGGGGAGGAUUCGGGUGACGUUGUUGGCACGCAGCACAGACUACCGUAAGAUAUUGAACCAGCAGGAGCUCACAAACGCCCUGAAGACUGUGCCUCUACUUGAGGUCAGAGUGGUGGAUUACAAAUACAAGGACGUUCCGUUCCUGGAGCAGCUCAGCAUUACCCACAACUCUGACAUCUUCAUCGGGAUUCACGGGGCAGGACUUACUCAUCUGCUCUUCCUUCCUGAUUGGGCCGUCAUCUUUGAGCUAUAUAACUGUCAGGAUGAAAGCUGCUAUCGAGAUCUGGCUCGGCUACGCGGGAUCCGAUAUGUGACUUGGCAGAAAAGGGACAAAGUGCUCCCAGAAGAUAAGGGUCACCAUCCCACCCUGGGGGAUCAUCCUAAGUUUACCAACUACUCCUUUGACGUGAAGGAGUUCAUGCGUCUGGUGCUGGAAGCAGCAGACUACGUCCUGCACCACCCCAAGUGGCAGCCCCCACCCAGCCAUGAUGAACUGUAAGACUGCAGCCCCCACCCAGCCAUGAUGAACUGUAAGCCUGCAGCCCCCACCCAGCCAUGAUGAACUGUAAGCCUGCAGCCCCCACCCAGCCAUGAUGAACUGUAAGCCUGCAGCCCCCACCCAGCCAUGAUGAACUGUAAGCCUGCAGCCCCCACCCAGCCAUGAUGAACUGUAAGCCUGCAGCCCCCACCCAGCCAUGAUGAACUGUAAGCCUGCAGCCCCCACCCAGCCAUGAUGAACUGUAAGCCUGCACCACCCCAAGUGGUAGCCCCCACCCAGCCAUGAUGAACUAAGCCUGCACCACCCCAAGUGGUAGCCACCACCCAGCCAUGAUGAACUAAGCCUGCACCACCCCAAGUGGUAGCCCCCACCCAGCCAUGAUGAACUGUAAGCCUGCAGCCCCCACCCAGCCAUGAUGAACUGUAAGCCUGCAGCCCCCACCCAGCCAUGAUGAACUGUAAGCCUGCAGCCCCCACCCAGCCAUGAUGAACUGUAAGCCUGCAGCCCCCACCCAGCCAUGAUGAACUGUAAGCCUGCAGCCCCCACCCAGCCAUGAUGAACUGUAAGCCUGCAGCCCCCACCCAGCCAUGAUGAACUGUAAGCCUGCAGCCCCCACCCAGCCAUGAUGAACUGUAAGCCUGCAGCCCCCACCCAGCCAUGAUGAACUGUAAGCCUGCAGCACGAGGACAGUUUGGUGAAGUCAAACACACGACUGAAACACAGUCGUCUUAUAAAUCUAAAAGUAUGUUUAAUUCUAGUUCUUGUAUAUUAUGAAGGUUAAGUUUAAGUUCACAACAUCACUUUUCAGCUAUUUGUUAUUUCAUUUUUUUCUGCAGUGAGUCUUUAACACAGCCUUCUAGGCCAACACAGCCCAAGGUGCAUCUCAGUAGCGAUAAUAAAGAGAAAUGCAAUGGCCUUGGCAAACUUAGAGUACCUGCUACCAUUUUCCUUGUUAGAGAACAGUAUAUGUGCUAUACAUACACUCCUUACAACAAAUGACUAUUUCUAUUACAAGCUGCCACUGGUGCUUGCCGUAAUGAUCAUUUGUUUACUUUCUAAAACAAUGGGUUUAUUUUCUGCAUUUUCUGAUUAAAGUGGUGUGUUGUAGACAGACAGGGAUGGAACUUUCAACAUGUUGUAAAUGUGCCCAUUUUAUCAACCCCGCAGAAUUGUCUUUGCAACUAUUUUGUCGUCACUACAUAUAGUCAACUUCCAGGAAAGGGAAAACACAAGUGAUAUAAUCAAUCUAAAGCUGGAUGUUUUAUUUAUAAGUGAAAGGGAGUCAGACCUUUUGGUCAAUGUUUUGGAAAGUCUUGUAAGUCAUGUUAUAUUUCAAAGCCAUGGAAAUAUUUUGAAAUAAACAUUUUCAAAAGUG